This is a messenger RNA of Synchytrium microbalum, 2850 nucleotides long. RefSeq lists its product as uncharacterized. The transcript has 11 exons. Gene Ontology annotation, molecular function: AMP kinase activity; ATP binding. The record is from RefSeq and is a predicted model, not a curated record. Gene Ontology annotation, cellular component: cytosol; cytoplasm. Lineage: Eukaryota; Fungi; Chytridiomycota; Chytridiomycetes; Synchytriales; Synchytriaceae. Bases 1 to 2850 code for a protein of 949 amino acids. Gene Ontology annotation, biological process: nucleoside triphosphate biosynthetic process; 'de novo' pyrimidine nucleobase biosynthetic process; pyrimidine nucleotide biosynthetic process.
AUGCACGACUUCUUACAUUCACCUAUCCCCGUCCGUUUGCCGGGAGCAAAAAUAUCACCUCCUUUGCCACGGCUGCCCGAUUCACCAGAAAUUCAACGUGAAGCUGCCGAUUAUUUUGAACGUAAACAAAUUACUGCCAUUCUAGAGGCAAUCACGACAGGUCUCUCAUUCGCAAAACCAGAAGACCCAAUCACAUUCAUCCAAGAAUGCUGUACCCAACUACGCAGCCUCCAACACGAAAAGAAAACUUUACAUUGGGAUUCGUUCGUACCCGGGGGGUCAGUUGCAUUACCAGGAAUUCGAGGUGGCAAGAAAUAUAUUCGUAAAGUCAAGAAACCGUCUGCAUGGGUUGAGAAACCGAUUAGCAUUAUUAACUCGUCGAUUCUUGUUGAUGAGAGUGUUGUGUUGGAGAUUCGCGGACGGGCCUCGCAUGAUGUUAGUGCUGCUGUGCUUCCACCUAUUGGAGUUAAAGCUGUUGAGGUUAAGGAGGAGGUUAAAGAGGAGGCUACUGUGGAAUCCAAGGAGGCUGUGAUUAAGCCUGUGCCUACCGGCAGAGCGUGGCAGAAUAUUGUCUUUGUACUGGGUGGUCCAGGAAGUGGCAAAGGAACUCAAUGCGAUCGACUAGUAGCUGAAUUCAAAUAUGUACACCUGUCAUCUGGUGAUUUGCUUAGAGCUGAAGUAGCUAGUGGAUCACAGUUGGGACAACAACUGGACUCGAUUAUGAAGGAGGGGAAAUUGGUUCCACUUGAUAUCACUCUACGAUUGAUUCGUGAGGCCAUGGAACGUGCUGAUCCUAACGCACCUGGAUUCCUACUUGACGGAUUCCCACGAGAACUAGACCAAGCUUAUGCAUUCGAGCAACAAAUCGCUAAAUGCAAACUCGCUCUAGUCUUUGAAUGCCCCGAAGAAGUUCUCAUUCAACGUCUACUGAAAAGAGGUGAAACAUCGGGUCGUGCCGAUGAUAAUAUCGAAACCAUCAAGAAACGCUUCCAAACCUUCCAAGAUGCCUCCCGUCCAGCAAUCGAAUACUUCCAGAAGGAAAAUCGAUGUGUCAAGAUUUCGUCUGAUGUGACUCCCGACCAAGUAUAUGAGAAGGCUAGAGAAUGUUUUAUUGAAAAGCCCAAACCAAGAGGACGAGCAUGGAAUAAUAUUGUGUUUGUGCUGGGUGGUCCAGGCAGUGGUAAAGGAACUCAAUGUGAUCGAUUGGUCGAGGAGUUCAAGUAUGUACAUCUGUCUUCGGGUGACUUGCUGAGGGCUGAAGUUGCUAGUGGAAGUGAGUUGGGACAGCAAUUGGAUGCUAUUAUGAAGGAGGGCAAGCUAGUUCCACUUGAUGUUACUCUACGACUGAUUCGUGAAGCCAUGGAACGCGCUGAUCCCAAUGCACCUGGAUUCUUACUUGACGGAUUCCCGCGAGAACUAGAACAAGCAUAUGCAUUCGAACAACAAAUCGCCAAAUGCAAACUCGCUCUAGUCUUUGAAUGCCCCGAAGAAGUCCUCGUUCAACGUCUACUCAAACGGGGUGAAACAUCAGGACGUGCCGACGACAAUAUCGAAACCAUCAAGAAGCGCUUCCAAACCUUCCAAGAUGCCUCACGCCCAGCAAUUGAAUACUUCCAGAACGAAAACCGAUGUGUCAAGAUUUCGUCUGAUGUAACUCCAGACCAAGUAUACGAAAAGGCUAGAGAAUGUUUUGUUGAGAAACCGAGAGGCCGCGCAUGGAAGAACAUUGUGUUUGUUUUGGGUGGUCCAGGAAGUGGUAAAGGAACUCAAUGUGAUCGAUUGGUUGAAGAGUUCAAGUAUGUUCAUCUGUCGUCCGGUGACUUGUUGAGAGCUGAAGUUGCUAGUGGAAGUGAGUUGGGACAGCAGUUGGAUGCUAUUAUGAAGGAGGGGAAGUUGGUUCCACUUGAUGUUACACUACGAUUGAUUCGUGAAGCCAUGGAACGUGCUGAUCCUAAUGCACCUGGAUUCCUCCUUGAUGGAUUCCCACGAGAACUAGAACAGGCCUAUGCCUUCGAGCAACAAAUCGCCAAAUGCAAACUCGCUCUAGUCUUUGAAUGCCCCGAAGAAGUCCUCGUUGAACGUCUACUUAAACGAGGUGAAACAUCAGGACGUGCCGACGACAAUAUCGAAACCAUCAAGAAGCGCUUCCAAACCUUCCAAGAUGCCUCCCGCCCAGCAAUCGAAUACUUCCAAAAGGAAAACCGAUGUGUUAAGAUCUCAUCUGAUGUUACUCCCGACCAAGUAUACGAGAAGGCUCGGGAAUGCUUUGUUGAAAAGUCAAGAGGCAAGGCUUGGGAUAAUAUUGUGUUUGUUCUGGGUGGUCCUGGAAGUGGUAAAGGAACUCAGUGCGAUCGACUUGUGGAAGAAUUCAAGUAUAAUCACAUCGCUGCGGGUGAUUUGCUGAGAGCUGAAGUUGCUAAGGGAACUGAGCUUGGUCAGCAGUUGGAUGCUAUUAUGAAGGAGGGCAAAUUGGUUCCACAGGAAAUCACACUCCAACUCCUCCGUCUCGCAAUGGAGCAAGCACCAGCUGAUGCACCAGGGUUCCUUAUCGAUGGAUUUCCAAGACAAUUAGACCAAGCCCACGCAUUUGAAGACCAAAUCGCCAAAUGCAAAUUCGUGCUAUGCUUUGAAUGCCCUGAAGACGUCCUGGUUCAACGUCUACUGAAACGAGGAGAAACAUCGGGACGUGCCGAUGAUAAUAUUGAUACCAUCAAGAAACGCUUCAAGACCUUCCAGGAUGCUAGUAAACCUGCUAUUGAGUUCUUUGAAAAGGAGAACAGAUGUGUUAUGAUUUCAUCUGAUUCUAGUGUCGACGACGUGUAUGAGAAGGCUCGUCAGCGAUUCUUGUAG